Molecule: messenger RNA, 990 nt
Organism: Microcebus murinus (gray mouse lemur)
Lineage: Eukaryota; Metazoa; Chordata; Mammalia; Primates; Cheirogaleidae
Source: RefSeq, a predicted model, not a curated record
CUAUUCUUCUGCUACCCUUUACCUUAUCUUACCUAUUACUCCUAAGUUCUGUGAAAUACCCCUUGGAUCUGGAUUGAUUAUACCUGAUUUGCACCACUGCAUAUCAGUGGUAUAUUGUGACUGUGAAUUUUCAUAUGCUGUGUUUGUAAGAGUCUCUAAUUUUCUGAUCUCUGCAGCACGGUUUCUACUCCAGCCCCACCAGCAGCAGAAAACAUACCUAACAUCGUGGCAGAAAACAUUCCUAACACCAUGGCCACUGCACCUCAACUCAGCUCUCAACACCCAGCGAGUUGGCACGGGUUCACUCUGCACCAACAAGAGGAGCAAACCCCACUGUUUCCUGACUGCCCUGCCAUCAGGAGCCUUUCCCUUGGAGGGAAACCUCCAAGUGGUUUCCUGAAAUCGAUGACAAAAUUGAGGAGAUCUCCAGCUCCUUCCGAAAAGGUUCACACUGCUGUGGCCACCCCAGGUGGCCCUGAUGUCCCUAGCGACCUUGAUCUCAACACCACUUUCCAUGGUCAGCAAGGGGAGCAACCAAACCACAGCCCUCCUGCCUCUCCCAACCUGCUUCACGCAACACCAUCACCCCCGACCCAGAGCCCAGGAUUUUUCCGUAAAUUGCUGGGAAGGUUCAGAAAGAGGACUUUCCCUCAGGAGGGAAGACGAGCCCCGUCAGCCAGGAUUCCCAGCGGAAGCCCCCCGGGUGAAGUCCCCCUCGCUGGGGGCACGUCCAGUGACACUUCGGCACUCGGGCAGCCGCAGGACCUGCAACCUGCCCCACCUGACUGCCCCCCUGCCUCUCCUGUCCCAUCCCGCCACUCUGUCCCUGCGUCCCCGCCAGUGCGGGCAAGAAGGUCCCUGUUCUCCCGCUUCUGCUGCUGCAUGGCAGCUGAUGGAACUUCACGAAACGCUUGUUAAAGAAUGUGCAACUUUCAGAUGCGUGUGUCAAAGAAAUUAACAAUUUAUAAAGAAAAUAUCAAUUUACCUUUC